UUAUAUUUUAACCUACGCUUAUUUGGAGGUCUUUCAGUGCAUAGAAUUGGAAAACGUGAACGGUAAUAACAGUACAGACCUCCAAUCAGCAGGUGGUAGUAGAAGCACGAACCUUGACCCGGAAGUAUUUUUCUGUCUUGGAGAGAACGCCAAACACUUUUACAAUGAAUCCGUUGACCAAAGUGAAGCUUAUCAACGAGCUCAACGAGCGGGAAGCUAACCUGGGGAUCAACGAGAAGGCUUCAUGGCACAGCGAGUACAAGGACAGCGCUUGGGUAUUCAUAGGAGGUUUCCCUUACGAGCUGAGUGAAGGCGACAUCAUCUGCGUCUUCUCGCAGUACGGCGAGAUCGUCAACAUCAAUCUGGUGCGAGACAAGAAGACGGGCAAGUCCAAAGGCUUCUGCUUCCUGUGUUACGAGGACCAGAGGAGCACCAUCUUAGCGGUGGACAAUUUCAAUGGCAUCAAGAUCAAAGGUCGCACCAUCCGCGUGGACCAUGUCCGGGACUACCGCCCGCCCAAAGACCACGAAGAUAUCGAUGAUGUGACACGGCGCCUGAGGGAGGAGGGAUGCGCUCCCUCCAUCAACAAUGCUGCCCCGCCUGCCUCCCCGUCCUCCUUGUCGCAAAACGAUGACGUCGUCCCCGUGAAGAAGAGCAAGAAAGAUAAGAAAGAGAAGAAGAAAAAAGAGAAGGAGAAAAAGAAAGAGAAGAAGAAAGCGAGCCGAGCGUCGUCGUCAUCGUCGUCCUCCGCUUCUCCUCGUCCCGCUGCCGUGAGAGUGAAAGAGGAGAAGGAGGACGCUGCCUACGACAAGUAUGACCAGAGGAGGGCGCCGGUCCAGAAGGACAGAGGGAGAGGAGAGGAGGGGAGGCGACGAGACGAGGAGAGAAGAAGGGAAGAUGACCGGAGGAAAAAAGGACAUGAGGAGAAAAGACGAGGAGAUUCCGAGAGAAGACGGGGAGAGCAUGAGAGAUACAGAAGGUGACCUCGGUGACUUGUGGGGGAUUGCUGGAAUCUUUUUUUCUUUUCCCCGGAUACAUUGAAAAAAAUAUCUUUUUUGGGGGGGGGUUAAAAUUAUGUUGCACAAAGACGAUUUGUCUUUUUUUGGAGGUGGGGAGGGGACUUUAAAAGCAAGCAAAUUAAGCAUAUUUUCUCUGACUUGCUGCUUUUUGGGACUGAACACACCGAGUCCGUCUUUGGCCCCGCCCACCCGAGCCUCUCCCCACUCAAUUAACCUUGACUCACCUCCAAGGUUGGCCAGGAGGAUGAGGAUUAGCAUCGCAACUGGUCUGCACGAGCUCCAGACUCCUCUCACACAAAUCUUUGCCACUUUUAAAUGACUCACCCCCGCUAUUUUGUAGCUUAGUUCUAUUUUUUUCUUUUUUGUUGGGGAGGGGGGUUGCUCCAUAGUAGAAAGAGUGAACUCCCCUUCAACUUUUGUGACACACCUCCUAAAAUAAAAGGCAAGUAAAUGUAUACGUAAAAAGAUCUUCAACCAAA
Hippocampus zosterae (dwarf seahorse) is the source of this 1498-nucleotide messenger RNA. RefSeq names its product RNA binding motif protein X-linked 2 (gene rbmx2). Gene Ontology annotation, molecular function: RNA binding. Bases 165 to 983 code for a protein of 272 amino acids. Gene Ontology annotation, biological process: mRNA splicing, via spliceosome. The transcript has 6 exons. Gene Ontology annotation, cellular component: U2 snRNP; catalytic step 2 spliceosome; precatalytic spliceosome. The record is from RefSeq and is a predicted model, not a curated record. NCBI's taxonomy places the organism in Eukaryota, Metazoa, Chordata, Actinopteri, Syngnathiformes, Syngnathidae.